ACCGUCCCUUCCUGUUUUACUGGCGAUCAGAGAGAAACAUUGACGCCGUGAUAGAGACGCGCAAGCUCCGAUUAUGUCUGGAACCGCUGACUCCGUCCAAGACCAGGAUUUUUGCUUGCCUACGUGAAACCGGCAACCAGCAAUGUCGCCUUAAAGCGCAUAUAUGGCACUUGACGAGUUAUAGUCUACAAAUAUAUUUUGUAUCGCGCUGCUGCAACCCUUGCUCCUUCUUCUGUCAAUGAUUGUCCUACCCAUAUAAGCCUACUCAUGGCGGAGACCAAAAUUAUAUACCAUAUCGACGAAGAAGAAACCCCUUAUUUAGUGAAACUGACGGUUUCUCCGGAAAAAGUCACGUUGGCGGAUUUUAAAAAUGUCCUCAACAACCGUCCGGUCAACAGUUAUAAAUUCUUUUUCAAAUCUAUGGAUCAGGAUUUCGGAGUCGUCAAAGAAGAAAUCUCCGAUGAUAACGCCAAGCUGCCCUGCUUCAACGGCAGAGUGGUGUCCUGGUUGGUGUUGGCUGAAGGCACACAUUCGGAUGGGGGAUCUCAGUGCACAGAGAGCCACAAAGAGCUGCCACCACCCUUGGAGCGAACUGGAGGGAUUGGAGAUUCCAGACCCCCCUCUUUCCAUGCCAAUGCGGUGAGUAGUCGGGAUGGAUUGGACACAGAGACAGGGACGGAGUCUCUCCAGAGCCAGCGGAGAGAGCGGGAGAGGGAGCGAGCUCACAGGAGGGCACGAGAAAGUGAGUUCCCUCGCGUGAACGGUCACUCGAAAUCGGAGCGGACCAAUCGUGACUCAGCUGUUGGCUAUGACAGUGCAUCAGUGAUGAGCAGUGAGCUGGAAUCCAGCUCUUUUAUCGACAGCGAGGAGGAUGAGGAUGCCAGCAGCCACAGACUUAGCAGUUCAACCGAGCAGAGCUCUUCAUCACACCUCAUGCGUAGACACAAACGCCGACGACGGAGGCAGAAAGUCACCAAAAUGGACAGGUCCUCAUCUUUCAGUAGUAUUACAGACUCCACAAUGAGCCUCAACAUUAUCACUGUCACUCUCAACAUGGAGAAGUACAAUUUCCUGGGUAUCAGUAUAGUGGGUCAGAGUAAUGACAGAGGAGAUGGAGGCAUCUAUAUUGGCUCCAUUAUGAAAGGUGGAGCGGUGGCGGCUGACGGCAGAAUUGAGCCUGGAGACAUGUUAUUACAGGUCAAUGACGUGAACUUUGAAAACAUGAGCAAUGAUGAUGCUGUCAGGAUCCUACGGGAAAUCGUCUCCAAACCUGGGCCAAUAAGCUUAACAGUGGCGAAAUGUUGGGACCCCUCUCCUAGAAGCUACUUCACCAUCCCUAGAGCUGAACCAGUGAGACCCAUCGACCCUGCUGCCUGGAUCUCACACACUACAGCACUUUCUGGGCCAUACCCACAUUAUGAGUUUGAUGAUGUCCCCCUUUCAGUGUCAAAAACAGAUAUGGCAACUAUUGUAAAGGUCAUGCAGUUACCAGAUUCAGGCCUGGAGAUCAGAGACCGAAUGUGGUUGAAGAUCACUAUAGCCAAUGCUGUCAUCGGGGCUGAUGUUGUCGACUGGUUAUUCUCACGGGUGGAGGGCUUCAAGGACCGUCGGGAUGCUAGAAAAUACGCCAGCAGUUUGUUGAAACAUGGCUACCUGAGACACACAGUCAAUAAAAUUACCUUUUCGGAGCAGUGCUACUACACCUUUGGAGACCUGUGUCAAAAUAUGGCUUCUCUCAAUCUGAAUGAGGGAUCUAGUGGUGGAGGCUCUGACCACGAUGGUCUCGCUCCUCUUCCUCCACCGGGAACCAACCCUUGGCCCCUCGGCGGUCAGCCCUACCCUUACCCAGGUUACCCCACUCCUCCACCAGGCUUCCCUCCAGGAUACUCGGACCCUUGCCACAGUUUCCACAGUGGCAGUGCAGGCAGCCAGCAGAGCGAAGGCAGCAGAAGCAGUGGCUCCAACCCCAGCGCUGGCAAAGGACGGAGACCUUCCCCUCGAGAGAAGGACCAUAAGGCACCGUGCUGUGGGGGCAGCGAAUCAGAACUGGGAACAUGGAUUGGAAGGAGGGGUGAGAGGGCACCCAGUCAGCUGAGUCAUCAAAGCCACAGCCGCUCUGCCACCAGUCACGCCCACUCAAGCCACAGCUACGCUCACUCUGGGUACAGCCACGGCCAGUGUCACAGCGUCUCGCAGCUUAGCCACAACUUCACGUACAGCCAUGCCCCUUUCAUUCAGCCCAAUCAUCUAUCCUGUGCCCACAGUGAGAGAAGUCACGGCUCUUCAUACGGCCCGCCGGGUCUUCCCCCUCCAUACUGCCUCGCUCACCUCGCCCCCAAAGCGGCAGCAAGCAACAGCCCACCUGGGGCUCCUCCCGUCCGGGAGCUAGGAAACGUCCCCCCAGAACUCACGGCUAGUCGGCAGUCAUUUCAACACGCUAUGGGCAAUCCUUGUGAAUUUUUCGUUGAUAUUAUGUGACAGGAGAGUGCCUUCAACCCCUUCAGAGCACAAGGCCUAUUUCCCGCAGUUUGCUUCAUGAAUUUUUGCUACUGACGAUCCCUGCACUGAGAAUGUACAAACUGACAGCCCCAUUUAAAGCGUUUAAAGGGACGGUUCACCCAAUAAUGAAAAUUCUGACAUUGACUCAUUAUACUUACUCAUUUGUCACUUACUCAUUUAUCCACUUUCUUUCUUCUGUGAAACAAAAAAUGCUGUUGUAAUUGUUAACUAAAAGUAUUAAAAAUAGUUUUCAGUAAUUGAAAUAAAUCUGAAAUAAAAUAUAAAUAUUAGAUAAAAAAACAAAUGAAAAUUAGAAAUGUUCUCAAAUAAUUGAAAAUAAAUGAAAUAUAGAAAUAUUAUCUAGAAAUAUGUAGAAAUAUAUAAAAAUAACUAAUAAAAAUGACAAAUUUACAUAAUAAAAUGACAAACUUUCAAAUGAAGCCAAUUAAAAGCAUAUACAUAAUGCUAAAACAACAUUUCAACAGAAGAGAAGCAGAUUUUACAUUUUAUUUCAAUUAUUUUAUUUUAUUUUUUCAUAGCUUGACAGGCUCAGUCCCCAUUCACUUCUAUUAUAUGGAAAAGAAUGGCCAGGAUAUAUAUAUUUUUUUUUUAAAUUCUUAUGUUCAACAGAAGAGAGAAAAUAUUUAGGAAAAAAAAAAUUUAAUUAAAAAAAAAAACAUAAGAGUAAGCAAACGAUGGCAGAUUUUUAAUUUAAUUUAAUUUAAUUUUAUUUUAUUUUUAUUUCAGAGCUUGACAGCCCCAGACCCCAUUAAUUUCUAUUAUAUGGAAAAAAAUCAACCAAGAUAUUUAAAAAAAUGUCUUCGGCAAAAAAUGUGUUCAGCAGAAAAGUAUUUAAGAAAAUAAAAUAAAAAAAAAUAAGAGUGAGCAAAUGAUGGCAGAUUUUUUUGUUUUAAAUUUAAUUUAUUUAAUUUAAUUUAAUUUAAUUUAAUUUAAUUUAAUUUAAUUUAAUUUAAUUUAAUUUAAUUUUAUUUUAUUUUAUUUUAUUUAAUUUAAUUUUCAGAUCUUGACAGCCCCUGUCCUCAUUCACUUCUAUUAUAGGUAAAAAAAAAAAAAAAAAAAAAAAAAAAAACCCACCAGGAUUUUUUUUUUUCUUUUUUACAUUUCUUUUUGUUCAACAAAAGAGAGAAAGUAUUUGAGAAAAAAGAAAACAAUAGCAACAACUACAUAAGAGUGAACAAAUAAUGACAGAUUUUUCAUUUUUAGGUCACCUGUUCCUUUAAUGUCCAUUCAAUGUUGUUUUGAUCACCGAAGGACACUAAAAAAAAGCACAACUGCAGAGUUAAUUUAGACUCUGACACAAAAACUACAAUACUGCAGUAGCAGCACAAGAUAACACAACUAAUAAGCUUUUAACAGGAAAGUCAGUGUAUCAGACUGUCUGCUUCUUAUACUCAGCUGCUCUGCACUUUGCACAAGUUAAAAGCCAGACUACUGGCACGACGGCUCUUUACAUAGUCCGUACUUUUACACGUAUCCAUGCGCUGGAUGAUUUUUGUCUUACACAGUUGCAUUUGACUCUAUACUCCCAGAGUCAUAACCCUGUUGACAAUCAGACAUCAUAAUGACAAUUGAUAUCCCUAAACAUCGCUGAAUGUAUUGUCUCGUGAGGCUACAACUCAAAAUUCCCUCAUUAGCUUGAUAGCAUGUUAAGCUAUCGCUAAAUAAAUGUUUAUUGUAAUGUUGCAAAAACAUCCAUCAUGAACUCCAAAUGUAUGUGAUACAUUUUUAACAAUAACAAACAGGUGCUUUUCAUAGAGUCUGUGACCUGACUGUUCAGAUGUCACCAGUUGUCUUAGUAUUUACCACUGUAUUACGAACGUCACUGUACAGUUAAUGCAGUAGAGUGCUAGUAGGCCCUGUGAGUUAUAAUAUAGAUAUCAAAACAGGCAGAUAGGCUAACCAAAGUCCCUUGACAAUUAGUGAGUCAUGAUUUUUGUUCUAAAACAGCUGUUUUUAUGGAGGAAAGAAUAGGUUGUUUUUAUGGUCAAAUUUCUUGGUAAAGCAGUGAGGUGUUGUCUUCGUUCGUAACAUUCUGUUCCAUGAACUGACCUGUCUGCCUGAGCCAAGAGUUUGUCAAGCACUUUUGAAAUGUAACUUCUGGGCCCUUUAGGAUGAAACGCUGAUUGCAGUGAAAGCUCUUUGCUUUAUUGUUUCUUCACAAAAGAGGAAUAAUUGUAAAUAUGACAACAUAAAUAUAUUAUAUAAAUAUAUAUAUAAAACUGAGAAAAUAAAAUUUAUGUAUUAAGAAGUGGCCA
Labeo rohita (rohu) is the source of this 4775-nucleotide messenger RNA. RefSeq names its product dishevelled segment polarity protein 1a (gene dvl1a). The transcript has 15 exons. Gene Ontology annotation, cellular component: cytosol. The record is from RefSeq and is a predicted model, not a curated record. NCBI's taxonomy places the organism in Eukaryota, Metazoa, Chordata, Actinopteri, Cypriniformes, Cyprinidae. Gene Ontology annotation, molecular function: frizzled binding. Gene Ontology annotation, biological process: canonical Wnt signaling pathway; intracellular signal transduction. Bases 268 to 2478 code for a protein of 736 amino acids.